UGUAUUUAGGGUUGUUCUUUGGUGGUAGGGUAUGGUCAUUUGUAUUGCUCUAGGCACACAAUGGGGCUGAUUUACAAAAACUGGAACCUUCAUUCACUACAUCCGGUCUCCCAGGAUCCUUCAUUCACUACAUCCGGUCUCCCAGGAUCCUUCAUUCACUAUAUCUGGUCUCCCCGGACCCUGCAUUCACUAUAUCUGGUCUCCCCGGACCCUGCAUUCACUAUACCUGCUCUCCCCAGACCCUGCAUUCACUAUAUCCAGUCUCCCCAGACCCCGCAUUCACUAUAUCUGGUCUCCCUGGACCCUGCAUUCACUAUAUCCGGUCUCCCCAGACCCUGCAUUCACUAUAUCUGCUCUCCCCGGACCCUGUAUUCAUUAUAUCCAGUCUCCCCGGACCCUGCAUUCACUAUAUCUGCUCUCCCCGGACCCUGCAUUCACUACAUCCGGUCUCCCCGGACCCUGCAUUCACUAUAUCCGGUCUCCCCGUACCCUGCAUUCACUAUAUCUGGACUCCCCGGACCAUGCAUUCACUAUAUCCGCUCUCCCCGGACCCUGCAUUCACUCUAUCUUGUCUCCCCGGACCCUGCAUUCACUAUACCUGCUCUCCCCGGACCCUGC
This is a messenger RNA of Staurois parvus, 618 nucleotides long. Lineage: Eukaryota; Metazoa; Chordata; Amphibia; Anura; Ranidae. The record is from the annotation of a GenBank genome assembly.